This is a messenger RNA of Mya arenaria, 1896 nucleotides long. Its product is annotated as N-alpha-acetyltransferase 40-like. Gene Ontology annotation, molecular function: protein N-terminal-serine acetyltransferase activity; histone H4 acetyltransferase activity; histone H2A acetyltransferase activity. The transcript is spliced from 9 exons. Gene Ontology annotation, cellular component: nucleus. Lineage: Eukaryota; Metazoa; Mollusca; Bivalvia; Myida; Myidae. Bases 231 to 983 code for a protein of 250 amino acids. The record is from RefSeq and is a predicted model, not a curated record.
CCAAAGAACUAUUUUCUUUUUUUAGUUAAAACAAAUCAUCAUCCAAAGUAAAAAUAAAAAAUGAUUGAAAGUUCAAUUAUUUAACAAGAUAUUUUGAUAAACUCAGAUAAAAUAGUAUUACCGAAAAACGCUAAUCAACACGACCAUUGUUAUUUGCGGGAAACCGUACUUUUAUUUAUUCCGAACAUCCGAAAGCAUACUGCAGAGCUGCUGAAAUUUUACUUGACAGCAUGGGUAGGAAAUCUGAAAAAGCUAAAGAGAAGAAGAUGAAAAGGAAAGAGGAGAGUGCCCGUCUGGCUGUAUCUGUAGCAAAGGUUGAGGCUGCAAACAAGCUUGAAGAUCCUCUCACUCUUCUAGAACCAUUCAGAAAGUUUGAGCGUAAUGGGAUAAGUCUGACGAUUGAAUGCUGCCGUGUAUCAGAGAUGGACAAAGACACCCAGGAUUUUGUGUUCGAUCUCUGCAAGACUAACAUGCAGGAAUUAUAUGAGACAUCUAGCUGGGGAUGGAAAGACCGAGAGAAGCGCGAAGAAAUGUUUGAUGAUCGGGCGUGGUACCUGGUUGCCAGGGACGACCAAAGACUUCCAGUUGCAUUUGUACAUUUCCGCUUUGACAUUGAAAUGGAUGAGGAAGUUGUUUACUGUUACGAAAUUCAGCUCACACCUAAUCUCCGAAGAAAAGGCCUUGGGAAGUUUCUCAUGCAGAUUUUAGAACUCCUUGCACACAAAACUGAGAUGGUGAAGGUGAUGUUGACCACAUUCAAACACAACGAUCCAGGCUUUAAAUUCUUCCAGGAGGCCCUCAAGUACCAGAUUGAUGACAUUUCCCCUGAAGAUGGGAUGUAUGAAGAUGAAUGUUAUUACUGGAUACUUAGUAAGCCGAUCCGUCCCAAGAAAGCUUCUGGGGUAAGGCCCGCACCAACGGAAAAGGGGGCUGCCGGGGUCACCACUAAUGGACAUGUGAAUGGCACUGCUGAAGUGAAAUGAUGACAUAGUACAGUUGUAGUAGUUCAAAUAGGUGAAAAUGGAGCAAUGUUUGUUCUAGAAUGAACAAAGACCAUAUUGAGAAGUGGUAAUUAUUAUUUAUACGAAAUUUAAUGACCAUAAAAAACUGUUAUGAGAGAUCAUGUGAUAUUAGUGAUGUGGAAGACAAAAUACUAAGGACCAAACAGUAGUAUUUGAUUGUUAAACAUAUUGUUUUAUCAGAGUGUUAAGAAGGGGAAAGUAAGAAAAAAUGAGGUACACACGGGUAAAGAAGUUUUUGAAGGAGGUUCAUAUAAUUCAGCAUGUUAACAAAGUGCCAUUUCUUCCCUUCUAAGAAUGGGUUCCAAUAAGAGACCUGUUCAUAAUGACCAAAAUAUUGUCAUUCUUCAUAUAUACAGUAUACAGUUACAUUUACUUAUAUUAAGUUAUGUAUAAUGCAUGCAUUUAGCUUGUCAUAUAUGUAACAUCUUAACACCAAAGACGUAAUACCUGAUUAUGUGUAUACUUGAAGAAAUAAUCAGUCAUGGACAUAGAAUUUUAAUUUAGGUAAUAUUUCAUUAUACUUGUUUCAAUUAUAUCACCUAAUUAUUGGAUACAACUGUGUCUUAGUGAAUAUUAACUGCUGUAAAAUGAUUCUGUCAGUCAGACAUUGCUUGUAGACAAAGACAAACCAUUGAAUUCUGAUAAAUGAUAUUGGACCCUUGGACCAGAAUUAACUUUCUGUUUAAAAAAGAAUUUGUUGGACUAAUAAUUCAUGCAUGUUUGUAUCGGUACUUGCAUGCUUUUUCUUAUGUUUAAAAUAUAGAUGUUUUAAAACAAAAUGAAAUCUCAUACAAUGCAUUUUAUUUCAUUCAUUAUAAUAUCCUAUUUUUGUGCAAAAUCUCUUGUUUGUGAAUAAAUGAUGUAAAUUAAUUUA